AUGGCAGACCGAUUCCCAUCACUCGAGGAGUUUGACUCCGGUGCACAAACAGAAGCUCAAGGCUCUUCCGGCUUUGAGGGAGAUGAUUUCCUGAGUCGCGAGAAGGCGCUCUUGGGUGACGACGCAGACCAGUUCGCUACCGGCAAUGACAACUCAGCGUUCGUUGAGGAUGGAGAAGAUGACUUGCUCGGAGGUGGUGGUGCCAGCGGUGGUAAUGAGGAGGUCACCGAGUUCGAGAGCUCAUUCCCAUCAAUCGAUACACAAAACGAGGGCGUCGCACCAGGCGGCAGCAUCACCAACACCGGCCCCUUCCAAUCCCAACAACCAUCCUACUACGCACCUCACGCCGCAGACGAAGAAGAGCCCGAGGUGAUCAAGCAAUGGCGCGAGCGCCGGGAUCUCGCCCUGCAAGACCGCGAGGCCCGAUCCGCCGAGCGCAAACAGGAGACCGUCAAGGCCGCCCAGCAGAACAUCGACGACUUCUAUGAGAACUACAACUCCAAGAAGGAGAAGAGCAUUGCUGCGACCCGCCGCGAGGCAGAGCAGUUCUUGGAGAGUCGCGAGGAUACGUCUGCAGGUGGAACGAGCUGGGAACGGAUUGCGAAGCUGGUUGAUUUGAGUGGGAAGGGUGCGAGCGGCGGUGCGAGUGGGAGUGAGAAGGCGAGAUUCAGGGAACUUUUGAUGAGUUUGAAGAAGGAUGAGAAGGCGCCGGGUGCUACGGGCUAUUGA
Molecule: messenger RNA, 729 nt
Organism: Cadophora gregata
Lineage: Eukaryota; Fungi; Ascomycota; Leotiomycetes; Helotiales; Ploettnerulaceae
Exons: 3
Coding region: 1-729 (242 amino acids)
Biological process (GO): clathrin coat assembly; clathrin-dependent endocytosis; intracellular protein transport
Cellular component (GO): plasma membrane; clathrin coat of trans-Golgi network vesicle; clathrin coat of coated pit
Molecular function (GO): structural molecule activity; clathrin heavy chain binding
Source: RefSeq, a predicted model, not a curated record